Molecule: messenger RNA, 1531 nt
Organism: Sinocyclocheilus grahami
Lineage: Eukaryota; Metazoa; Chordata; Actinopteri; Cypriniformes; Cyprinidae
Product: sphingomyelin synthase-related protein 1-like
Exons: 7
Coding region: 244-1419 (391 amino acids)
Biological process (GO): ceramide biosynthetic process
Cellular component (GO): endoplasmic reticulum membrane; plasma membrane; Golgi membrane
Molecular function (GO): sphingomyelin synthase activity; protein binding; ceramide cholinephosphotransferase activity
Source: RefSeq, a predicted model, not a curated record
AGUUAAUUAAACUAAUUAAUCAAAGUCAAAGGGGUUCAGCUGACUAAUAAUGUUGCAAAGCCAUGACUUCAAACAUGAAACUCAUUAGAAACCCAGCAGCGAGGGUGUAAUUCCCCUGCUGACCAGCGGGUGUCGCUGUGCGCGCGGCAGCGGAAGUGACCUCACCUGCAGUGUUUACACUGAAACACGCUCUUUCUCAGCUGUGCUCGUGCAGCCGGGUCAGGACGCGAUGAGUUACCACGGAUGCCGCGACGGAGUGACUUUCAGGAGAUGCAUCGCGAUUCGGAGCGAUUAACUUCCUGUGAGAGGAUACGCGAGCGAGAGAUGGCCGGUAACGUAUGUCACUGGACCCCGAAGCACGUGGGCCGCUGGCUGCGUGAAGAGGGCUUCUGCGAUUACGUGGACCUGCUGUGUAACAAACACCGUCUGGACGGAACCAGCCUGCUGACGCUGAGCGAGUACGACCUGCGCUCUCCUCCGCUGGAGCUCAAGGUCCUGGGAGACAUUAAACGGCUGAUGGUUUCUCUCAGGAAGCUGCAGAAGCAGAACGCCGACGUGUUAGAGGAGCUCGGUCUGUCCUACGACGGACACUCGCCUCAGAGCAGCACAGGUGGAGUGGACUGGCUGUGUAACGGUGAGUCUGCGCGGGAUUGCGAUGCCGUGUUGGACACGUUGAGCAGCGAUCAGUAUCAUCAGUACAACAAGCAGCAGCCGCGGAGACUGGACCCCGAGUACUGGAAGACCAUCAUCAGCUCCGUCUACGUGGUCUUUGUCUUCGGCUUCACGUCCUUCGUCAUGGUGAUCGUCCACGAGCGAGUGCCAGACAUGAGGACGUACCCGCCGCUGCCUGACAUCUUCCUGGACAGUGUACCCAGAAUCCCCUGGGCUUUUGCGAUGGCUGAGGCCUGUGGCGUGAUCCUCUGUUCUGUUUGGCUGCUAGUUCUGCUGCUUCACAAACACAGGUCGAUCCUGUUGAGGCGGUUGUGUAAUCUCAUGGGGACGGUCUUUAUGCUGCGCUGUAUCACUAUGUUUGUGACAUCUCUCUCUGUCCCGGGACAACACCUGCAGUGCACUGGGAAGUGCAUUGUGAUAUCAUCCUCCUCUCCGUCUGCAGACACGCCGCGCAGCUGGAACUUCAUCCACACGCUCUCCUGGGUCCUCAACCUGUUCGGCAUCUUCUUCAUCCUGGCAGCACACGAGCACUACUCCAUCGAUGUCUUCAUCGCCUUCUACAUCACCACCAGACUCUUCCUGUACUACCACACGCUGGCCAACACUCGCGCCUACCAGCAGAGCCGCCGCGCACGCAUCUGGUUCCCCAUGUUCUCCUUCUUCGAGUGCAAUGUUAACGGACCUGUUCCAAAUGAGUACUGCUGGCCAUUCGCUCGUCCCGGCAUCCUCAGACGCCUCAUCGGCUGAUUCUCCACAGACGCUGCUGAUUCUUGUGUUGCCAUGAUGAAGAGGAGGCCAAAACCUCUCGAUCAACACACUCUCUCUCUCUCACACACACACACACACACACUCACACACA